CUGGCCCCGUGAUCCGAGCUGGUGGCUGCGCUGGCGCUGGAGGCAAAAAUGAAGCAGAAACGAAAAGGUGAUGUCAGCCCUGCGGAGUUGAUGAUGCGGACCAUCGGCGACGUCAUCCAGCAACUGAUUGAGGCCCAGGAGCAGGGCAAGGACAUUGAUCUCAACAAGGUGAAGACCAGGACGGCUGCCAAGUAUGGGCUCUCAGCACAGCCGCGCCUGGUGGACAUCAUUGCUGCUGUCCCGCCGCAGUACCGGAAGGUCUUAGUCCCCAAGCUCAAGGCAAAGCCCAUCAGAACAGCCAGCGGGAUUGCUGUUGUGGCCGUGAUGUGCAAACCCCACCGAUGUCCACACAUCAGCUUCACGGGAAAUAUAUGCGUGUACUGCCCCGGCGGACCCGAUUCUGACUUCGAGUAUUCCACCCAGUCAUACACUGGCUACGAGCCUACUUCCAUGCGAGCAAUCCGUGCCCGAUACGACCCUUUCCUGCAGACCAGACACCGCCUAGAACAGCUGACGCAGCUCGGCCACAGCGUGGACAAAGUGGAGUUUAUUGUGAUGGGUGGAACGUUUAUGGCUCUCCCUGAAGAAUACAGAGAUCAUUUCAUCCGGAACUUACAUGAUGCUUUGUCCGGACACACAUCCAACAACGUCCAUGAGGCUGUCAAAUACUCGGAGAGGAGCCGCACGAAGUGUGUGGGCAUCACCAUCGAGACACGGCCUGACUACUGCAUGAAGCGGCAUCUCAGCGACAUGCUCACCUAUGGCUGCACCAGGCUGGAGAUCGGGGUGCAGAGUGUCUACGAGGACGUGGCCAGAGACACCAAUCGGGGUCACACCGUGAAGGCUGUGUGCGAGUCUUUCCACCUGGCCAAAGACGCGGGCUUUAAAGUGGUAGCCCACAUGAUGCCAGAUUUGCCCAAUGUGGGGCUGGAGAGGGACAUGGAACAGUUUACGGAAUUCUUCGAGAACCCCGCUUUUCGUCCUGAUGGGCUGAAGCUCUACCCCACACUGGUGAUCCGAGGCACAGGGCUGUACGAACUGUGGAAGUCAGGCCGGUACCAGAGCUACUCGCCCAGCGACCUGGUGGAGCUGGUGGCUCGCAUCCUGGCACUCGUGCCCCCAUGGACACGCGUGUACCGCGUGCAGAGGGACAUCCCAAUGCCCUUGGUCACCUCGGGAGUGGAGCACGGGAACGUGAGGGAGUUGGCAUUUGCACGGAUGAAGGAUCUCGGGAUUGAGUGUCGAGACGUGAGAACCAGAGAGGUUGGAAUCCAGGAAAUUCACCACAAAGUCCGGCCCUACCAGGUGGAGCUGGUCCGCCGGGACUACGUGGCCAGUGGCGGCUGGGAGACCUUCCUGUCCUACGAGGACCCUGAGCAGGACAUCCUCGUGGGCCUGCUGCGGCUUCGGCGCUGCUCGGACGAGACCUUCCGCUUCGAGCUGGUGGGCGGUGUGUCCAUUGUGCGGGAGCUGCAUGUGUAUGGCAGCGUUGUGCCCGUCAGCAGCCGCGACCCCGCCAAGUUCCAGCACCAGGGCUUCGGCAUGCUGCUGAUGGAGGAGGCAGAGCGGAUCGCACGGGACGAGCAUGGCUCUGGCAAGAUCGCCGUCAUAUCAGGGGUCGGCACCCGGAAUUACUACAGGAAACUGGGUUACCGGCUGCAGGGGCCCUACAUGGUGAAGAUGCUGAAGUGACAGUCGGGGGCAGCGGGGUCAUCCAGGCACUGAACCUCCUCUCAUCCUGGCAGCCACCGAUGUCCCCCAUGUCCCCCAUGUGCCCCCUCACUCAUCAGUUCUGCACCCUGACCCUGCUCAGUGUCACCUGCAGAGGAGGCCAGGUGGGGCCUGUAGGGUUCGGCUGGAUGCUCACGGAGGCCCCGAACCCUGAAUGUGCUCAGGAGCCCUGGGAGGAAGUGAGUUCUGGGGUUCCCAGGCUCUUCUGCUUCCCUAAGGGGAAAAUUCCAAGCAACAGAAUUGGAAUAGGCACUGAGGGGACCAUUUGGGUUUCGGUUUCGGUGCCUCUACCUUGUGCAAUGGGUGUGGGGUCACCCCGAGUCAGGACUGCAGACACUGCCCAGCAUCUGGGUCCUAGGAGGUGAUUUUUGGUUUGUUCCAGUGGAAAGGGGAAAAUCCAGUGAAAACAGAGAGGGGAUGAGCUCAGGAGAUAGGGGCCCCUCACAAGUGACCCAGGCACCCCAACUCAGGCCUGUGCAGAGGUGGGGAGGAAACCAAACCCACCCAGGCUUGGGAUGGAUGGGGCUGAGUUUGAAUAAUAAAGCCUUUCCAGGACCA
This is a messenger RNA of Suncus etruscus (white-toothed pygmy shrew), 2289 nucleotides long. RefSeq names its product elongator acetyltransferase complex subunit 3 (gene ELP3). Gene Ontology annotation, cellular component: cytoplasm; elongator holoenzyme complex; nucleus. Lineage: Eukaryota; Metazoa; Chordata; Mammalia; Eulipotyphla; Soricidae. Bases 49 to 1692 code for a protein of 547 amino acids. The record is from RefSeq and is a predicted model, not a curated record. Gene Ontology annotation, molecular function: acyltransferase activity, transferring groups other than amino-acyl groups; iron-sulfur cluster binding. Gene Ontology annotation, biological process: tRNA wobble base 5-methoxycarbonylmethyl-2-thiouridinylation. The transcript is spliced from 15 exons.